Pseudovirgaria hyperparasitica is the source of this 598-nucleotide messenger RNA. RefSeq lists its product as uncharacterized. The coding region runs from base 119 to 475 and encodes 118 amino acids. The transcript is spliced from 3 exons. Lineage: Eukaryota; Fungi; Ascomycota; Dothideomycetes; Acrospermales; Acrospermaceae. The record is from RefSeq and is a predicted model, not a curated record.
AUUCUCUUAGAGCGAUCGCGUGGAUGCCUGGUCGGAUCCUCAUACAUAAUCCUCAUUCUGGCAUGCCAACCUGUCUCGAAGAUCCUUUAGCUGUGUAUAAAGCCACUUACCAGGUUCAAUGAGACUACCCCUGUCAUUAAGAAUGGGUUAUAAGUCCUUACAAACCGAAAAUGAUGAAUUCUAUGUACCCAUAGACACAUCGGUGAUCGGUGAGUCUUGCGACCCCCGGGUGGUUGUGUCUUUUCGGAAAAAACAAAUUCAUGAGCUAUACAGAUACGAGCCGGAGGCGGUGCACGUCCGAUCAUAUCAGGUAGGCGGCGAUGUCCUCGUUUUUCACGAGUUCUCGUUACCUAAAGGGAUGACUAUUAUGGCAACGAAUUUGCCACUACCGUUCAGAAGAAGCCUUUACGGUUCUCAUUUUGGGAGGGCAAGCAUUAGUUUCGACACCAAGGCUGAUGGUUCCAGUAUCGAAUAGUGAAAGAGCAGAGAGACUUUGGUACUCGAUGAUUGAUAUACCUAUCCUGCUUCGGCCGAUCUCAACAGCCAUUACGAGAGCUAUCCCAUGCAUGCUGGGCCGAGUACCUAAAGUAGGUUGAGC